Acaulospora morrowiae is the source of this 2100-nucleotide messenger RNA. NCBI's taxonomy places the organism in Eukaryota, Fungi, Glomeromycota, Glomeromycetes, Diversisporales, Acaulosporaceae. The record is from the annotation of a GenBank genome assembly.
AUGGAUAUACUCUUAUUACAUUCCUUUGAUGUAACGGUUAUUAAAAAAACCCCUGAAGGAAAUAUUAUUGAAAGGCAUUAUUUAAGGUCACUGGAAAACGAAAAUCUUAAUAUUGUUCGGGCCAAACUUGAGGGAAGGAAAAAUACAGGACCCAGCGACCUUCAAAUGGGAUCAAACUGUUAUUUUUUGAGAAAGGAUGCCCAAAUUUCACAAAACGAUGAACAUAACAUAUAUAUAUCAGAAAUAAUAGAAGAAAACAAAGACGGAUUUUUAUUAAAUAUCAAGCAAACGACAGACUUUGAUUAUACACAGUUAAAAAAUGAAAAGGGCUUUGCAUUCAAGAAUGAUGGUUCUAUCAUAAGUGCUACUGAAAAAGGCAUCAAAAUUGAUAUAGGUCAAAUUAAUCCCCCAAACUCAUUGAGCGAUAGUAAAACACGAACAUAUAUAUGCAAAGAUACAUGCGAUAGGUCAUGUAAACGGAGUUUUAUAUGCGACGCAAACAUUUCAACUGUUAUAGAAUGGUUUUCCGUUUCUCUCGGUCUUUCUCGUAAUGCUUCCUCAGAAAGUCUUGAAAGUCACACGUCAUCAUCUUCACAUUUUCAUGAGAUGUAUUUAAAGGCAGAACUCAAUAUCUCAAAAUCUUGUGUUGAAUUAACUGAGGACUUCAUCAAAGAUGUCAAAGAUGCAUUGAAAGGAACGACUCGUGAUAAAAAAAUAGACAAUCUUCAUAAAGUAUCAACAAAAUAUGGUCACUUUUAUUCAACACAACUUAUUCUGGGAGGGGUUAUUAGUAGGAAAAAUGUAUACACUGAAAGUUCAAAAAAAAAUUCUGAAUCGUCGAACAUCAACGGCAAUGUUAGCAUAGGACUUUCUCUCGCAAAUACUAGCUUAAGUAUUGAUAGAAGAAACGAACAUGCGACAAACUCUUCUAAUAGUGAUACAAAUGAAAGUACUCGAGUUAUUGGUGGAAUAGAGAGUAUGUACCACAGUGAAGGUUUGAUCCCGUGGAAAAAAUCUCUAGAUAAAGCAAUGAACUGGAAAAUAAUUGAAUAUCGCGAGAUCUAUCUAUUAUUCGAACUAUUAAAAGGGGACUUAAAGGAAAAAGUUUUGGAAGUUUUUGGCCCCCAAAUUCUACAAGCAAAAUUUGAACCAAUCAAAUUUACCCCAAGUGCACACUCUAAACCAUAUGUUUAUGAUUUGUCUCCACAUCUUAAAGAAAUUAAAAACAUGGACAAAUGUCAAAUUUUUGCGUCAAUAAUGAGCAAAGAUGAAAAAAAUGUGUUCUCUUCGUAUAUAGAUUAUGAAAAUAAAGAUUUUAUGACACCAGUCAUAGUGAUCCAUCACCUUCAUAAGUGUACAGCUAGUAUUAUCAAGCUACGAAAAAAAAAGGAAUUCGAUCUUAAACUUGGUUGGAUAAUUGUUGGACCAACGGCAAGCUUCGAUUUUGACAUGCUCUUGAACCCGUUAAUACUGAGAAGUAGAAAGUAUACAGCAUCUGGAACAAAUAGGAUAAGAAUAACAGAUUGCGAGGAUCUAGAUCUUCAAAGAACUUGUAUGCUAGGGAUUUGUGAAUUCGAAGCGGAAACUAACACGGCUCGUGCAGAAUUAAAUCCAGAAAAUAAUUUUGCUUCUACACAUCCUAUUAUAUAUAACCCAGAAGAAUCAACAACGGUCAUUGGUUCUCACUUUGUUGAACCCAUGUCAGCGUUUUUAUUUGAUUGCGAUCUUGGAAGAAAUUCUAGAACUAAUGAAUUUUUACAAGGAAUUUCGUUAAACUUUUGUGCCGUUGAUACAACUAGUUCUCGAGCAAAAAUAACUGGUCAAAUAGAUGUCAACUGGAAUAAAGCUAAUUCAAGCCUAUUUCAUAAUAAGCAUACUUUACCUAUCAAUGAAGCCGAAAAGUAUCCAACAUUAAUAAGUCAGUUAUUUAGCAAUUGUAAUGAUAACUGUAAACAUUAUGGGUUCGUUAAUUUUAAAUUGGACAAAAUUACUUACGGGUCAUUGAAUUUGGGAAAACCGUCAUGUGAAGAGAGAAUUACAUAUUUAUUAACUCGGAAUCCUCUUAAGAUUAAGCAAUACCCUUUGAUGGAACCGAAUUGA